Camellia sinensis is the source of this 1437-nucleotide messenger RNA. Lineage: Eukaryota; Viridiplantae; Streptophyta; Magnoliopsida; Ericales; Theaceae. The record is from RefSeq and is a predicted model, not a curated record.
GAUAUUUGUUUUGGGUACCUGCUAUGCGUGCAGACCAGCACCAGAUACCGUACGACAUAAUUGUAGUACCCAUGCUUCAUAGCAUCAUAUCUCUCAAAAGAGAAGAUAUACAUUGAAUAGUAGAGCUGUAGGUGAAUCCCCAUAUUUACUAAGCCUAUACAGUCUUCCUUUCUCAGUCUGUGACUCCUUUUACAAUUGGUAGGAUGGGAAAAGGAGAAGGGAAAGCUGCAUCACACUUUCUAAUAUCAUCAGUUGUCUUUUGAAUUAGUGUUGAGGAGGGUGUGCUGUGGAGAUUGAAGCUCUGGAGAUUCCUUCCUCUCCAAAUGUGGUAUAAAGCUACACUUUAGAGUAAGAGAUAGUAUGUAUAGUGUUGACAUUAACUUUUUCCCUCUGAUUAUUUUGGAUUAUUUAAUGCAAUUCCCUGUUCUAUUCCUGAGGCUCCCUAAAGGCUGCGCUUCUUCUUAAAAUGAAUUUCCAUAUAUCUGCCGAGUAGGGGCAAUUUCUAUAUUUCCCAGCCAGUCCGGAUUAUUUUGGCAUUUUGGAGCAGCUUGUCUCUCUCUCUAAUUUCUCUGUUAAUUUGAAAGAAUUUCACUAUGCAAUGCAACAAUUCGACAUGCCAAGAGCUUGAUGGUAAAUAAUUUCUACUUUGGAGAAGGAUCAGACUACGCAGGGGUUCCAACUGAGUAUCUGACAGUGAACUGUUCAGUGGAGAUGACUAUAUACAACCCUGCUAAAUUUUUUGGCAUGCAUGUCAGCUUCACUCCUGCUGGUCUAUUCUAUUAUGAGAUUACUGUUGCAACUGGUCAGCUGAAGAAAUAUUACCAACCGAGAAAGAGCCACCAUAUCGUGUCUCUGAACCUCGAAGGCAAAAGGGUCCCCCUUUAUGGAGCCGGGCCAAGCUUAGUGGUGUCAGACAGCCAUGGUGGAGUUCCAUGUAGGUUGGAAUUUGACAUCCGUUCACUAGCAAAUGUAGUGGGGGUGUUAGUGAGGACAAAGCAUCGAAUGCAUAUCUCUUGUUCCUUGACUGUCAACUCUAGGAACACCGAAGCCAUUAAAUUCAAGGAGAAUCCUUGUAGAUAUGAUUGAGGAAAUUGGAGUUUCACAUGAAUAAAUACCGAUCUCCAUGUUCAAACAUUGACGUAGCUGAUGAGAUGAUUCUCUUCAACUGAAGGAUGAAAUUUGAAUGCUAGUGAUCAUAUUUGUCAUCAUCACCAUGGAAUGGUGCAAUUGUUAGGCCUUAAGUUCAUUUUGCUCUGUUUUGUGAUAGUGGUGUCUUUUUUAUUCCUCCUUGGUGGGUGGUGGGUGCAAUUUUGAUCAUUGUGCUUCUCUAGUUAGGAGCUUGUUUUUUGUAUUUAAGUAUGUAAGUGAUCAUGAUUUUGUUUUGACAUUUAUGUUUGAAAGAAGCUAAAUAAUUAUUUUUGGAUUAGGAAAGUGGAA